AUGGCUCGAUCCUUCGCUCUCUCCUGUCUUCUGUUGGUGUGCCUCACCGCGUCAAGUACCUUUGCUUCCGGAGACUACAUUCCCAUCGGAAAACCAAUCACCCUGAAUGCCACCGCGACGCUCCAUGGAAACGGUGUCGGGAACGCUACACACAAGAACAUUGUUGCUCUCGGUCCUGAACUCUUCCAGGUUCAAUCCGUCGACAUAUGCCGCGAGUGCCCCAAGUAUGACUUUGCUCUCAGCCCCUCAGCCUUUGAUCAGAUUGUCAACGAGACUUAUCAGACGGGAACUUUGGACAUUGAGAUCCAGCACUGGGGUGUCAACUGGGUUCUCAACGGUCAUGUCACCGACUCCGUGUCUCUUCGACUGACGGGAGGAGAUGGAACACAGGUGACACUGGACGACUGCGUUCCCGCCGACUGGACGCCUGGAUCUUCCUACCCUUGCUCUGGACAGCUCUCGUAG
This is a messenger RNA of Klebsormidium nitens, 465 nucleotides long. NCBI's taxonomy places the organism in Eukaryota, Viridiplantae, Streptophyta, Klebsormidiophyceae, Klebsormidiales, Klebsormidiaceae. The record is from the annotation of a GenBank genome assembly.